AUGUCUCUCCCACUUCCCAAUGACAUUCUCCUCCAGGUCGGGGAGUAUGUGGAAGACUAUCGGGACCGCUACAACCUUCUCUUUGUUUGCCGUCAUUUUCACGACCUGUUCCUGCGCUUGGUCUACCAAGCAGCAGCCUUGAAGGACUGCUCCCAGACCCGUUCCUUCUUGGGAGCUCUGCUCCGUCGUCCCGAGCUGGCUCGGGCGGUUCGCACCUUGGACUUCCAUGACUGGUGUCCUAGAUCCACUUCCACUCCUUCCUCCCCCCUCUCCGACGAAGACCUGGCGCCAUUUGCCCAAUUGGCCCACGCCCUCAGUCAAACCGCUGAAGAACACACGAAAUGGGAGCAGGAUCUCCGGGAUAAUGUUGAAGAGGCCUGGAUUGCGCUUCUCCUGCCGCUGGCGAGCAACCUGAGGCAUUUGCAAUUGGUAUACCCCAAGCAGAAUGUCUACCUGGACCGCAUGAUGCAGCGGGCAGUGAGGGGAGAGAAGCCCUUUGACGACCAGCCGGCAUUCCGUGUAUUGCGCGAUGUGUCGCUGAGCCAUUUAGCUGACGAGGAAGACAGCCGAGGAAGCUACUUGCCUUCUCAGGUCCUUCCUUUCUUUCAAUUGCCAUCCAUGCGGGCAUUCUCGGCAGACUCGGUGGUUGAGUCUACCCGCCCACGCGACGAUGAGCCUGAACCAACCGGACCUGCUGAGGAACCGACGGCCGGCUCUUCCUCCAUUGCUGAGAUUACACUGAAUACGAGCAGCGGAUCACAGGGCAUGCAGAGCCUGAUCGCCUCAUGCUCCUCGCUUCAAUCGUUCAAGUACCAGCAUUCCGAUUCACACCUGCUCGCAGAGGGGUUCCAGCCUUCUGCUUUCUUCGAGUCCCUUGCGAGCAGUAAGAGCAGCCUGCACACCCUGUGGCUGGACAAUUGCGGCACCCACUUGCCUUUCACCAUUGCUGGAGCGAACGAAACGCAUGACGAGUGGUUCGGGCCUCUGACAGAGUUCACUGCGUUGAAGGAUAUCCGCAUCCGUCUGCCCAACCUGCUCGAUGUUCGCUACCAGUAUGAACCGUCGUGCCCACUCACUGAUGUGCUUCCGGCGUCGGUCGAAUCGUUGUAUGUGGAAGGCUGCAAGGAGAACUCUUUGGCUAUGCUGGUUGGACAGCUGCAAAAGGUCCUUAACAAGCGCAAGACGCAAUUCAAGGGUUUGCGACGACUCGAUGUUGAAGGUUUCUUUCAUGACGAGGAGGACGAGGACGCAUCGGGCUACCAGCCGGCGGAGGCCGCCGGCGAGAAAGUGAUCAAACCCCGGGUGUAUCAGACGGUAGAGCCGCUGCACCAUGCCUGUGCCGAGGCUGGGAUUGAACUCUAUGUGCGCGACCGCGUGUGCUUGGCGACGAUGCAAGAAGCAUAA
Molecule: messenger RNA, 1404 nt
Organism: Aspergillus niger
Lineage: Eukaryota; Fungi; Ascomycota; Eurotiomycetes; Eurotiales; Aspergillaceae
Exons: 1
Coding region: 1-1404 (467 amino acids)
Source: RefSeq, a predicted model, not a curated record